Molecule: messenger RNA, 1825 nt
Organism: Bradysia coprophila
Lineage: Eukaryota; Metazoa; Arthropoda; Insecta; Diptera; Sciaridae
Source: RefSeq, a predicted model, not a curated record
UUCCAAUAUUUAUAGUCAUAAAUAAACUACCUUACACGCAUUGCACACAUUUUUUUACGUGUGACUAUAUACAUAAUAUACACAAUAAAUAUGCUGCUAUAGCAACAUCCGUUCUAUUUGUUCAAUAUAUUUUUAAGCAAAACAUUUUUCGUGGCUGAGUAAUUAUUAUAACGUAACAAGGAAAGCAUUUACCCGUAUUUUACUCACAAUGAGACGAUCAAAAACUGCAUCAGCUUCAUCUCGAAACACCGCGAAAAAUUUCGUCAAGGAAGGUUCUACCUACAAAGUAAAUAAGCAACCGGAUAAGCAGAUUCUUCCAGGCACUUAUUCAAUGCAUCCACCAUCAAAAUGUGAAAAAACAAUCAAUGGCCGUUCCAUUCAUCUGAAGCGUGAAAAAUGUUCCGAUCGAAAUGAAUUGCUGAAAAUUAUAUCGCAAGAAAAUGUCAGAGAUCUUUUGGUUCCGCUUCCGCCAGUAGCACAUCCGAGCAUAUUUCCGGCUAAAGAAAUACAUCGAAUGAAAACAGAGGGCAACGAAUAUUCGGAAAAAGAGAGACUGGCCAGAGUGAGGGAAUAUGAAGUCAACAAAAAGCGAUUGGAAGAAGAGUGUGAACGGAGGAAAAUGUUGAUGAAAGAAAUGGAUAAAAUGAAAGAGGAGAAGCGAAAAUGUGCCAGUGACAUACCAGAGAGUGAGAGCAUACGUGGGAAAAUUUUGGAUCGAGCAUUUCUAGCACAACAUGAACAGACCGAAGAAAUACAGAGAGCGAACCGCUUGAUAUUGGCGACAAAAUGUCACGUGAUACGGGAUGCUCAAAUAGCCGAAAAAUAUGAAAUCGAAAGGGAAAUUCGCGAAGAAGAUAAUCGCUUAGACAAAAUGAUGCUGGAAGAACGAGACAAAGCGCUGAAAUUAGUCGAUAUCAAUGAAAUGAAGCAAAAGAUUCACAAUGCUAAAGUCGCUGAAGAGCUGAAGGUGCAAUUACAUCAACGGGAGCUGGCCAAAUUGUUGGAAGCUGAACGCAUCGAAGAAGAAGCGAAAAAGAUAACAAAGGCAAUAAUUGCAACAAAUAAACAGAAACAGAAGAUCAAAGAGGAAUUAGAAAAGUUUAAGGAAUUGAGCGAAUAUUUAAAAAACGUUGCCUUCGAGGAGCAACGCAUUGCCGACAUGAAAUCUCAGGAAUACAUGCGUGCAAAGCAGGCGCGAGACAAGGCAGUUUUGCGUGAAAGACAAUUGAAAUUGGAGCAACAGCAACGGGAAGCCGAUGCAUUGCUGAAGUUGCAAACGCAAAUGCUCGAUACGAAAAACGAACGGGAAGAAAUGAAUCUUCGACGGAAUCAAGAAGAAAAGGAACGCGAAUUUCGACGUAGAGAAAAGGAAGCGGCAAUCAAACGGAAAGCAUUGGAAAAGGAGCUGGAACGUGUCCGGGCUGCCCAGCUCAAAGAACUCGAGAAAGCGAAAGCUAUUGAACUGACCAGAGACAAAAUGGAAUUCGACAUUGCACUGGAGAAACUGAAAUUUGAGGAAGCGAAGGAAAAGGAAAAACGAGAAAAGAGUCUGAAGGAACAGGAAAAAUAUCGGAUCGAAAUUACCAACCAAAUGAAACAGAAGCAAAUUGAAAAAAAAGAGAAGCAACGACGAGAACGCAUUGAGUUUAUAAACGAACAGGAAAAGGAAAGGGAACGUGUGAAAAAUAUUCAGACGAUUAUCAAAGCUAAGAUCAACGGAAUGAGAGAAGCCAAAAUUCCCGAAAAAUUUGUGAAAGGUUGCGAGAGACAAUUACAGUCAACCACUUGAUCGCCCGCUAAUAAAGAAAUAUCCUUUUAAUCCGCA